UGGAAACAGAGGUGGAAAUCAAGUCCAUGGAGCUAGAGGUGGAAAUCAAGUCCAUGGAGCUAGAGGUGGAGCAACCAAUAAUGGUAACUUUGGACAAAGAGGAAGAGGACGGGGUGGUAACCAGAGAGGCGGAAUGUUGCAAACAGGAGGGUUUAAAAAAACUCAAGACCAGGGUGGCUUGUUGCAAGAUACAGGAAAUAUUAAAACAAACUUGGCCCAGUUUUGUAAAUUUGUUAAGUACAACACCACAGAAACUAAUGAUAUAGCUCUGAUCGCCAAUGCUUUAUAUAACGGUAAAUUAGGAAUGAAGGAUAAAUUUCUAUGUGAAGAUCUGGGAAUGGUGAAAAAUAAACUUGUCUUCACUGGGGCUUUAUUUAUCGGUGAUUUCUUCAUAUGUCGAUGUACUGACAAUAACAAGAAACGACUGAAGAGUUCUUGCUAUACCAAGGCAGUGGGUAUUUUAACGACUUACACCGUAGAUCAAAUAAUGAACCUUAAAGAUAUUGGAACAGAAGCAUUACACACUGAGCUCACAAAAGCAUGCGAAGAAGGCAGAGCUCCUGUAACAGAGAUCGACCCGAAUAUGGGCGAAUCUAUUAAACGCAUAGAAGAGUUGCAAGAAUUGUUAAAGAAGCAAUUGUCUUUCACUUUGAACAUUAUUAGCCGAGUUGAACAGGCUGUGGUGGGCGUUAAGAGUACGGCUAGUUAUAUCGAGGGAGAAGGCAAGAAUGCAGCUGAUAGAAAUGUCUACGAAGGUUCGCUGUACAUCAACGGCAUCCAUUUUGGAAUAGCACGCAAUAUAAACAAGAAGUUGACCAAAUCCUCAUGUUACGAGAUGUCCUUUAACCGUUUAAUGUCUUUAUCAGCAGAAACGCUAUCGAAAGGAUUGACCACCAAGGAAUUGUCUGGAGUUGUGACCGAAGACGUUGGUCUCUUGACAGCGCUACAAGAAGAACAAUUGUCUCUGCCUAACCUUCAGUGUAUAAUAUCCACAAUGGCACUACCCGAGAACCAGCCGUUUUCCAUCAAUUUUGACAUUGUUGCGAUUGACGAACUGAAAUUAAACCCCGCUUUAUUGUAUCGCAGAUGCCUAAAUCAGAACAACGUCAUUUGCGAGCUCUACCUUGGAAGGUUACUUUUGAGCAGUGGACAGGGAGAAACAAAGGUAUCGGCCAAGAGACUUGCUUAUGAAAAUGCUGAAGAACUUUUUAACACAACAACAGCAGAAAAGAUUCUAGCUGAACAUAAGGUACUCCAACAAGAAGAUCAGAAUGCCCCGGAUGUCAUACAGUAUGUAGUGGUCACAAACAAUAAUAGAUCACAGUCUAAUAUCCAGAAACUUAAAGGUCACAUCUGGCCAGUGUUUAGUGAAGACUGUAAAGAUAUUACUGUUGAUGAUAUCAUUAUACAGGAACAUAUGAAGUGGUUAGAUGACCGAUACAAUCAAGCUUUUGGAAUCCUCUUGUACUCCUGUUCUCAGAAUGGUCUGAUUAUGGAAUGGGAUUUUGAGAAAAUCUCCAAUAGUGUUUUUGAGUGUCUCAUUACAAUCCAAGGCCAGAAUUUAGCUACAGCCCGAACAGCAGCCAAUAGUAAAGCUUCUGCCAAGCAUCUGGCGGCAGCACAUGUACUAUAUCAACUGUACGAAACCAAGCCAAUCAUAGUUGCCGAUACUCAUGAUCCGUCCCCAAGAACAGUGACUUUAGCUGAGCUACAGAAGAAGGCUGAUGAACUUCGGAAAUCCGGUGUGGAGGUUCCAGAGAUCGAAGAGAGAGAAAUGGGUACUAAUAAAACUGAAGAAGAGGGAGAAGAGAGCAAGACAGAAAAUAAUCUGAAAGGCAAAGUUGAUAAAUAUAUUGUACAUGCCCUUCAAAGAAUUGUUGAAGAAUUCUUUGUGGAGGAUACCUUGAAAGAUCUGUUUGUAGGUCCAGAUGUGAGCAAUCUUUAUGUUUCUGCUUGUGGUACUUUUAAAACGAAAUAUUUACAUGUUCGAAGAUCUGCAACACCAGAAGGCGGAAACUGCUUCUAUAAAAGUUAUCAUCCUAAGAAAAUCUUAGAGUUGUUAAGAAAAAAUAAUGGACAGAUGGGAAAGUAUCAUACACUAAAAUCAUCUGAAGUGCCCAAGUCCAGUGAUUUAGCUCUUGAGCUUGCAUCCAGUCAAAGAACAUAUAAUGCUGCCGUACAGCAGCAACAGCAGACAGAGAAAAAUAAACAAAUGGCCCUUAUGCAUAUUAAGAAAGGUGCCGGCAAUGUAGCUUACACUAACAAAAGAAAAUUCCCUCCACAAGUCCACAAUCAGUUUGAAAAUAAUACUUUUGGUCCAAACUCGGCAAAAAAGGUUAAAAGUCAAGGUUUCCAGAGUCCAAACCAAGGUUACCAAAAACAAAACCAAGGUUACCAAAAACAAAAUCGAGGUGUUCAGGACCAGAAUCAAGGUUUCCAAAAGCAAAAUCAAGGAUUCCAAAAACAAAAUAAAGGGUUUCAGCAACAGAAUCAGGGUUUCCAGAACAAAGGAUUCCAGAAAACUCAAGGAUUUCAGCAGCAGACUCAAGGAUAUAAGAAACAGGCACAAGGAUUCCAGCAACGAAAUCAAGGAUUUCAGAAGAAAAACCAAGGUUUCCAGAUGCAGAACCCAGGCUUGAAGGGGCAGAAUCAAGGUUUCCAAGGGCAGAAUCAAGAUUUCCAAGGACAGAACCCAGGUUUCAAGGGGCAGAAUCAAGGUUUCCAAGGGCACAACCAAGGUUUCCAAGGGCAGAAUCAAGGUUUCCAGAUGCAGAAUCAGGGGGCCAAAAAACAAAAGAGAGGGGGUUUAAAUCAGUUUUCCAAUCAACAAUUUCAACAAAGUUAUGAUCAAGGUUAUGGCGAUGAACACUUUGGCAUGGACUAUGGUGACACUCAAGAAGAAUACUAUGAAAUACCAUCUACUAUGUCACAGAUGAACCAAUCUUUUACCAAUCCUCAGCAUGGUGCAGUGCAAAAUAAGGGUAUUGGCAAAGCAAAUAGAGGAGCAAAGAGAAUGCUUCCGCUCAGACCUAGUGAAGAAUUUGAAAGAGCUUAUGAAGAUUUUAGUAUGGAUCAAGGUGCAGGUUAUGAUUUUUCACAAGGAGAAUAUCAGGAUACAAACAUGGCCAUGAUGGAAGGUGCUUAUUUUGAUUCCAACACACCAGCAGUUGGAUGGGAUACUGAUUAUUCUGAUCAAGGUUUCAUGCAGGACAGUGGAUAUCAACAAUUUCGUGUUCCAGACAGUGAAUAUUAUAAUAUGGUUUAAACUACAGCAUAAUAUACAAUUGACUUUUUCUUCAUGUGGAUGUACUUUUAUUUUAAAUAUUGGGAAAUUUUUUCCUAAAAGAAAGCUUGUGCAGUUUGGACAAGCUGAGGGAUAUCAUAAAUAAGGGUAAUCAUUCAGAGAUAAUUCGAGUGCCAGAUUUAUUCCUGCCAGAGUGGGGUGGCGUCCUUACUGUGCUGCUGCGACUGUACGGCGACCAGAAAAUACACAAGGUUGCCAGCAAACUUGAACACAACAAGAGAAAAUGUCCCAAAAAAUUACAAACUUGAAAAAAGUCACGUUCUCACAGCUUUCCGGGCCAGAUUGCAGAACUUUGGUGUUUGCUUUAAACAGCUCAAAACAAAUGCUGUGGCUCGGCGACAAUGGAGACCACAGCGCGAUAUAUGUUUUUUCUACUAUGUUUUUACCACGCUUUGGCAAACUUUGAGGCGCUCAGCACAGGAAGGACUAAGGAUGCCAGCCCGGUUUGACAGGGGUAAUAGAAUCUAUAUAGCCAGUACUUCAUUCUAAGAGUUAUCAGUGUACAUAAGCUAAAAGAUAUAAAUUAUGCGAAGUGACCUUACGUGUAGCUAUGUUGUAAAACAAUAACUGACUGUUUUACUGCUUGACAAUCUUUUACAAACUAGACAAUUUUGUGAAGCUUAUAUUUUUCUAAAUGAAUUGUUUAUCAGAAUCUAGUUACUGGUACAUGUAAAGACAUUCGACCCAUCAGUUUCUUUAUCUUGUUGUUUUUUGGGGGGCAACACCCUUGGAAAAAAGUCUAUAACUGCGCUAAAAUGAAAUACCCUCAACAAGAAAAUUGUCAUGAUUCUUCCUUGACAAUUGUGCAAUGAUUGACGACUUCUAUUUUUGAUAUGACGUCACACUUCCAACAUGGUGACAAUGAUGUCAUGCUUGUUUCCUAGCUCAUAUAGUAUUAUCAUACUUGUUUUUAAAAAUGAUUGAGGUAAUAUUUGCUUUAGGUUGUUUGUACAAGUCUUACUACUAUCUCAUCAUUUACACUAAUCAUCUAUGUAUCACUACAUAAUUAAAGUUGCUAUAUUAUUAUUAAACAUUAUUAACUUAUCAAAACUAUAAUCAACUCUUAAUGCCGUCGUUAGCCUGCGAUAUUUAGUGGAUUUGAAUACGAUUUCUGAUGGAUGAUUUAACUUAAAAAUGGAUAAUUAAGACUUUGUUUAUUAUCUUACCAAAAGUAGUAAAAUUGAAUCGCUAAUAUUACGGUUCUGAGUGAAGCAAUAGUUAUAUUAUUAUUAUUUGGUCGAGUGGUCUAACACAUGCACUUCAGAUCAUAAGAUCUGUCAUUGAGUCAGAUAUCAUAGCUAUGUUACCGGGUAUUCUUAAUUAUUGAAAAUAUACAGCGUCAAAUCUUUGCAUGGAGUUAAAAAGUUGCCCAUCUACAAACUCCUUAAUUGAAUCAUACAAUUAUGCGAUUAAAAACUCUAAUUCUUAAAUAAAUUGACAACCAACAUAGAGUUAGUUGUUUAGUUACAGUAAGCCACAUUAUUAGAGAUAUAACACUGUAAUUAUUUGGUUUCCUCCCACUGCUAAAGACCCCUACGCACAAGCGAAUUGUUGAAAUAAAAAUUAAACCAUAUGUUAGUCCCGAAAUGACCUAGUUUGUGUCGAGUAGACGUUAAACCCCAUUUCUCUCUCUCUCUCUGUAAUUAUUUGUUAAUAUUAAUCUGUUAGAAAUCCUAAAUUGAUAUGAUUAAUAAGAUUCAAAGAUGUUUAAUGCAGGAUGGUGUCCAGGAAUUUGAGCAGCAGGGGGUCAAAGGUGGAGACAAUGCCAGGUUUGGUGUGAGAUCUUGGGGGAUUACCCAAGAAUUUUAUAAAAUCAGAAGCUCUAAGACAAUAUUUCUUCUCAUUUAGGUGCAUACAUGUAGGCUUUGCAUGUAUGUUUGGUUCACGUUAUUUCGAUGACUGUAGGAGACAAUCGCAAACAGGGAAGGAUCGGACCUGCACCUGUAAUGAAGAUAAAUUUUGAUGAUAUAAUGAUUAUUGUUUUAUUUUUGUUAAAUAGUAAUUGUGUUCCAUAUUAUGGUUUUGUGUUAUUAUGUUUGUCAUUUUGUAUAAAUUCAUUUGUAUAAUCAUUAAAUUUUUCUUAAACCAU
Messenger RNA from Patella vulgata (common limpet), 5393 nucleotides. RefSeq names its product mediator of RNA polymerase II transcription subunit 12. The transcript is spliced from 6 exons. Bases 134 to 3265 code for a protein of 1043 amino acids. NCBI's taxonomy places the organism in Eukaryota, Metazoa, Mollusca, Gastropoda, Patellidae. The record is from RefSeq and is a predicted model, not a curated record.